AUGAGAGAAGUCGGAGAAACGUUUCCCUUGGGAACAAAUGUCACUUGGAUGCAAACUAAAGUGUUCCCAGUUGGUAGAAAAGAGUUUCAACUGCCGGAUGAAUGGAGGAAAAUCAUUUUGACAAGUAAUGAUACAGAAGGAGAUGUUAUCGCUGAAUACUCACAAACUUUUCUCUGGGAAUCCUACCAUCCUUUUGAUGGAAAUUCUCCUUUCGAAAUCCGUGGCCUAAUCGCUUAUCAAGAUUUCGAUGCAAGAACCGCAAAAUUCUGCAAUAUUUUGUCUAAAAGCGACGAUUUUCAAGACUAUCUCUCUACUGUAAAACCAGACAUUAUUGUUGUGGAUUUCCAUGAUUGCAUGUCAGCACUGUCUUCCCUUUUCAACACCACUGUCAUUCAUUUCUCGAAUUGGCCCAUCUUUGAUGUGUACUUGAGGAGUUUCGGAGUCGUUGGCACAAGUCCCGCAGCUUAUCCGGAAACAACUUUACCAUAUUCUGGGCUUGGAAUGAGCUUUUUCCAGAGGAUAACCAAUCUCUGGAUUCGACUUAUAAAGUAUCUCUUUCGAGGUAUCGGCGAAUGGCGCUCGAGCAAGACAGUGCCUGGACUCUCUCUUCGACGCAUUGAAUCAAAGAGAUUACUCUAUGCGAGUCGAUAUCAAAUGUUGGCUGAACCAGUUAGACCGAUCUCUCAACGAAUACGAUAUUUUGGGUACAAUCCCAUACUUAACAGACCAUCAAGAACAGUGGAGAAAGCGAUCAGUGAAGAAUUUUUGGGAGAAAUUGAACCUUCUCUUCCAUCACCAAAAAACUGGACUCUCAAAAACGGGAAAAGUGAUGGAAUGUUGAAUUAUCAGAAUGAAAGUUGCACUGAUUUUUGUCAACGUCCAACAAGAAAUUAUUUGAAAUUUAUUUCAAAUGAAGAAUUGGAAACAUUGUUGAUGGAAAAAUUUGUUCUAAUCACUUUUGGGAGUCUGGCAAAGAUAUCUUUGAUGAAUAAAGCACAGUUCACUAAUAUGGUGACUGGCUUUGGAGUGCUACCAUUUCCCGUUAUCUGGCAAGCCGAUCAAAGGUCUGAGGAGAAAUUCGAUGGGAUUUCUAUUCCAAAGAAUGUUUAUUUUGCUGACUGGUUACCGGUGAAGAGGAUUUUAAGCUUGGACACAUUGCAGUUCAUCGUUUCGCAUGGAGGAGUGAACACGCUGAAUGAAAUGCUUCAAAUGGGAGCCACUGGGAUUUUGAUGCCAUUGCAGGGUGAUCAAUGCAGCAAUGCUAGACGACUUCAUGAUCUGGGAGUCGUCGAGUUCGUGACGCCUCAUCGACUCGAGAUGGAAGCAUGGAAGAAGGAAUUGAGAGGAUUUGUGGGGAAAUUGGAUAAAUUCCAAGCCCGAGCUGCUCAUUUCUCGAAGAUGCUCGUCGAACACGCGCAACUCAAUGAAGUCCCGCAAAAGUACUGGCUCGAGUGGGCAUUGAGACACGGCAAGAAAUCCUCAGUGAAACGUCUGAUGGGAGUCGGCGUACUCCAAGAUUGGAACUUUGAAAUGACAAUUUCAGCCGCUUUUUCUUUCCUUAUUUUCCUUUAUACAAUC
Messenger RNA from Mesorhabditis belari, 1578 nucleotides. The record is from the annotation of a GenBank genome assembly. Lineage: Eukaryota; Metazoa; Nematoda; Chromadorea; Rhabditida; Rhabditidae.